AUGGCUCUCGACAUCUCGCUCAUUUUCCGUGCCGUCAACAUAAUCGCAGCCGUGUUUAUCAUUGUCGGUGGCGUGAGCACGAUUAUCAAAGGUUUUCCCAAUUUCAUCCAGGGUAUCUUUUGCAUCAUCUUUGGUGCAGUGACCGUUCUCUUUGAAUUCAAACUUCCAAGUCAAAUCACGCGUUAUGCAUCUUUCAUGUUUGGAUUUGGUGGACGUGCCAUAUUUUACAUUUUCAUUGGUGGUAUCACUUUGAAUUAUGGACCCUUGUCGAUCGCUUGUGGUGUUAUUGUGCUUCUUAUCGGCGUGGUUUAUCUAGUCUUGGAAUUUGUCCCUGGCAUUCAGACACCCACCAAUAUGCAAAUGGAAGCGUUUGAGCAGUCUCUUGGCUAUAACAGCGUACGAACUACAGCUCCAAUGCCACAACAAAAUGCUGGUGUUCCACAUGAGUACGAUAGUGCUCAUGCAUCUGAAGCAGCAGCUAGUCCUUAUCCUACCAAGACCUACGUGUCCGAUGGUGCCGUUGUUUAA
Lichtheimia ornata is the source of this 528-nucleotide messenger RNA. RefSeq lists its product as uncharacterized. NCBI's taxonomy places the organism in Eukaryota, Fungi, Mucoromycota, Mucoromycetes, Mucorales, Lichtheimiaceae. Bases 1 to 528 code for a protein of 175 amino acids. The record is from RefSeq and is a predicted model, not a curated record. Gene Ontology annotation, biological process: vesicle-mediated transport. The transcript has 6 exons. Gene Ontology annotation, cellular component: Golgi membrane.